AUGGGUGAUUUAAUAUCUAGCCAAUGGAUAGGAGACGAAGAGUUUUACAGGCGAGCUGAUCGAUACAAAAGCCGGAUAUUUACACACAAUUCCUAUAGUCAGAAUGAGCCUGUUUUUAUCAACAUAAGCGGGAAUCAUGACGUUGGAUAUAAUGGAGAGAUGACAUACGAGAGAGUGAACAGAUAUGAACAGAUUUAUGGAAAGAUGAACUAUGUUGUCGAGACACCAGCGACAAACGAUCAUCCUAGCUGGAGGUUUGUUGUGAUAAACUCGUUGUCACUGGACGGCCCAGCUUUAGAACCAAAAUUUCAACAGGAUACAUUGCAAUUCAUAGAAUCUAUCUCAGAAUCGAAUUUCAAUGGUCCAACUGUGCUGUUUAGCCACGUGCCACUAUACAAAGAAGAAGGUAUCUGUAGAGACUCGACGUAUUUCAAUUACUACUCUUGGGGAACAUUACGAGAACAAAAUCAUCUUUCUCAGGAAUCUUCUCAACUGUUACUAAACUCAGUAUUCAAACCAGGUAACCCUUAUGGAGGAGUUAUACUCACUGGGCACGAUCACGAAGGUUGCAUUACUGACUACUUGUACAAUACAGAAACUGAAGAGUGGUUAUCUACACCAGCUGUGAGCAGGAAAGCUGCUUCUCCAAGUGUACGAGAAAUCACAGUCCGCAGCAUGAUGGGAGAGUAUGGAGGGAACGGUGGUCUUCUGACCGGUCACUUUGAUGCUAACUCGGCAACGUGGUAUUUCUACUUUAAUCUGUGCUCACUCGGUGUACAACAUAUUUGGUGGGCCACUAAAAUAACCACUUACAUCAGUAUAGCACUUACCACUCUGUGGAUCAUUUUAACAUUUGUAAAUUAA
Sugiyamaella lignohabitans is the source of this 864-nucleotide messenger RNA. RefSeq names its product Ted1p (gene TED1). Gene Ontology annotation, cellular component: endoplasmic reticulum. NCBI's taxonomy places the organism in Eukaryota, Fungi, Ascomycota, Dipodascomycetes, Dipodascales, Trichomonascaceae. Gene Ontology annotation, biological process: GPI anchor biosynthetic process. The transcript has a single exon. The coding region runs from base 1 to 864 and encodes 287 amino acids. The record is from RefSeq and is a predicted model, not a curated record.